AUCCUGUCUCGAAAAAUUUCAUUUUCUUCUGAAUUCUGAUAGCCUCAUUUCACAUUUUAAGCAAAAUAUUGUUUUUAAUAAAAGAAUAUUUAUUUUUUUCUUAUGAGGAUUUUACUUAGAAUCCUUAAUCUUUUAUUGUACCUGUAGUUACUUAAUAUGCGUCAUUAAAUGGAAUCGAAAUGGAUUGUAACGGUAAAAUAAUAAGUGCUUCGUCCCGCCCCCACUAAUUACCAACCAACUGGAUGCGACAGCUGUUCUUUUCCUCCAGAAAUCUACUAUUAGAAAAUUUCUUGUUUUUUUGAAGAUAAUCUUCUAGUCUCUCAAGUUGAUACAGGUGCUAUAGUAUCUUCAUCUUCUAGGACUAGCAUAUUCACUUAGCUGGAAUUUGUUCAGUGUGUAUAAAAUAAUGGACAACAAUAUGGCGAAUGGGGUUUCGAACGGGACUGCCACAAAUGGUAUUUACACAUUCAGGGCAACAGAAGAGCAAAGAAGUCAUGCUCAUUUAGGAAGUUUGGAUGAAUUCUGGAGAUUACACAGGAAAUCUUUGGAAGACCCUGAUGCAUUUUGGGGUGAGGCUGCUGCACCGUUUUACUGGAAAACACCUGUACCGGAAAAAAACGUUUUGAACUACAAUAUAGAUGUGCGGAAAGGAAAAAUCUUCAUUGAGUGGCUGAAGGGAGCGACCACGAAUAUUUGUUACAAUGCACUGGACAGAAAUGUGCAAAAUGGGCACGGGGAACAAAUUGCUUAUUACUGGGAGGGAAAUGAUCCUCAAGAUAAUGAUAAAAUUACUUACAGAGAGCUUCUACGGAGAGUUUGUCGUUUUGCAAAUGUCCUCAAAAGUAAAGGUGUGAAAAAGGGAGACAUGGUAGCUAUGUAUAUGCCUAUGAUUCCUGAACUUGUUGUAGCAAUGUUCGCAUGUGCCAGAAUAGGAGCUAUACAUUCUGUUGUGUUUGGAGGAUAUUCUUCUGAAUCUUUAGCUGAUAGAUUAUUGGAUGGAAAUAUUAAAGUAUUAGUUACAGCUGAUGGUGUUUUCAGAGGAGCGAAGUUGAUUCACUUGAAAAACAUCGUUGAUAGAACUGUUGAAAUAUGUAAAGAAAAGAAUCUCCAUGUUUCCGCUGUUAUAGUUGUUGAACAUCAGAUGAACUUAUUAUCUACAAAAAGAGCCUUGAGUCAAGCAAGUGAUUCUCAAAAAAACACGGUUAAUGGAUAUGAUAUUGAUGUAACCUGGAAUCCCGAUAUCAAUUUUUGGUGGCAUGAAGAAAUGGCAAAAGUAACCGAUGUUUGUGAACCUGUAUGGGUUGAUGCAGAGCAUAUACUCUUCACUCUUUAUACGAGUGGCUCAACUGGAAAACCAAAAGGAUGUGUUCACACGACUGGGGGCUAUAUGAUAUAUGGAGCUCUAACUUUUAAAUAUGUGUUCGAUUAUUUCCCAGGUGACGUCUUCUUUUGUACAGGAGACAUAGGCUGGCUUACGGGACAUACGUAUAUUGUAUAUGGUUCACUUUUAAAUACAGCAACAUGUAUUCUGUAUGAAGGCGUCCCUACCCACCCAGAUGCUGGCAGAUAUUGGGAAAUCGUCGAAAAAUACGGUGUUACUCAAUUUUACACAGCACCUACGGCGAUACGAACAUUAAUGAAAUAUGAUGAUAUCUAUGUUACCAAAUUCGAUCGCAGUUCCUUGAGAGUUCUGGCUUCAGUUGGUGAACCUAUAAAUCGAGAUGCUUGGAUGUGGUAUCAUAAAGUAGUUGGAGAAGGGCGAUGUCCAAUCGUCGACACUUACUGGCAAACAGAAACGGGAGGACAUCUAUUAACCCCGAUACCUUUCUGUACUCCUUUAAAGCCUGGAUGUGCGGCUCUCCCAUUUUUUGGAGUAGAACCUGCCAUUGUAGACGAUGAUGGAAAUGAAAUAAAAGGUCCGGGUAAAGGAAACUUGGUGAUUAAGCGGCCCUGGCCCGCUAUAAUGAGAACCAUAUACAGAGACCACGAACGAUUUGGAAAUACCUAUUUCACAAAAUUUCCAGGUUAUUACUGCACUGGGGACGGUGGCAUGAGGGAUGAAGAUGGAUUUUUUUGGGUCACAGGCAGGGUAGACGAUAUGCUUAAUGUAUCUGGUCACUUACUGUCCACUACUGAUGUCGAAGCAUCUCUCAUGGGACAUAAGAGUGUAGCUGAAAUCGCAGUUGUGCGUCAUCCUCACCCAGUCAAAGGAGAAUGCCUUUACUGUUUCGUCGUUCUGAAAGAUGGAUGUAAAUUUGAUGAACGCAUUGUUCAAGAAUUGACGCAAAAAGUUGAACAUCAGAUAGGAUCCUUUGCUCGACCGGAAUACUUCCACCAUGCGACAGCUCUGCCAAAAACAAGAUCAGGGAAAACAGUUCGCCGCAUUUUGAGGAAAAUAGCUGCAAAUGACCGAGAUCUCGGCGAUUUGAGCACUCUGCUUGAGGAAGCUGUAGUGUACGACUUGUUCAAUUCUAAAAAAUAUUUAAAUCGUAAAGUUCCUCUACGUGUUGAAAAAGUUUAGAUUUUAUUUAAACUUCCGCUAUUUUUAUUGUAAUUUCUUUUUCUUUUGUUGUGAUCUUUUAAGAUAAAGGUCUCUUCUAUAUAUUAAUGAUAAAGAUGAUAAAUUUAAGAAUUUCAUAGAACUGGUCUACAAAUUCAAGACAAUAAACAUUUGCAGCUAUGUGAGAUACAUUUUAUUUUAAAAAUGCAAUAAAAUAUUCACAAUGUAUUAAUUUAAUAGAACUUCAGUUAUUUGGAAAUUCUUCCCGAAUAAAGAUAGCAAAGCAAAUUCCAUUGACUUAUAUCUUCAAGCAGUGAUAUUUUAAAGCAAUAUCUAAGUAAAAUGUACAAAAUGUAAACAGCUUUAUUUUGGCAGUCAUUAAAUUGAUAUUAACAGAAAUUUCAUCUUUUUUAUAAGUUUUUCCCGUAUUUGAUUAUAUGGAUAAAGUCUGAUUGCAAAUGAUGCUGCUAAUUGGGACUCUAUUGUACUUACAAAUCCAGUAUCUGCUUUUUUUUACUGACUGAUCAAUAUAUGUUUUCUAAAAAAUGUUUGAUGUUUCCAAUUCCAUUUUUUUUUCAAGGCAUGCAAUUAGAAUAUCUUCUUCCACAUUUGUUUAUUCAUUUCUAUUCCAGUAAAAAGGUAAUGUACAAAGACUGUUCAAAAACAGAUAUCUAGAUAGUCAUUAUUUCCGAAGUCAACAAUAUUUGGCAAAUCGACGGUAUUGUCAGCAUGUAUCUCGACCCAUUAGCUAACGAGGGAGUGGAAUGAACGAUCAUUUAGAUAAAUCGGAGUUGUGAAAUUUUAAUUUCCACUGGCCGAAGAGAAAUUUUAAUUUUUUGAUUUGCUUUAUAAGAAUAAUAGCUUUGUACAUUGUGAUGUAGAGAGAACAAUAGCGUCAAAUAUUCAAUUUUAUAUUUUCAUUUUCUUAAUUGACACUACUUACGUAGCAAACAGAAAUGCCUUCCGAAGUAUGGUAUUACUUUGAUUUAUUUUGCUUUAAUAAGUAAUACAAAUGUCUUUAAGUUUUAUUUCAAAGACAUUUAUAUUACCCCCUCCCCUCCCACUUCCAUCGCUACUCCAUUGUUUAGACAAAGACAAUGCAACUAAAUGCCAAGAAAAGAUACUUCUAUAUAUCAAAAGUUGAAUUUCAUUUCGAUGUUAAAUGUACGAUAUAUUUAAUGUUUACUAUGCAUAAAAAUAAUUUAAAAUCCCUGACAUGUGUAUCAUAUAUAAGUUAAGUACAGGGUAGUUAUAAUUAAGCUCCCCAUAUAAACAGCAUCAUACAACGCAAACGGAUGAACGGAUUGCAACGAAAUUUGGUAUAUAAACUAUACACGAGAUGCACUCACGGAAUUUCGAAAAAAAAAAAUUACUUCAAAAUAUCUACCAGAGGACGCUUUUUCCGGAAAAACAUUAAUUUUAACACAAUAAACGACCAAAACCGAAUACAUAAACAAUAUUAACAUUUAUAGGCUAGUUUCUGGUCACCUUGUCAUCGAACCGCAUUAAGUAAAGGAAAAAAAAUAACAGUACGCUGUUUGAGAAAAAUAACAAAAAGAAAGAAAGAAAGAAAAACAGUUCAAUUUGCAGAAACAAGAACAGAUUAGGACGAAAUUGCACAAGAGGAGCAGUUGUUAAUCGUGUCCAAGAUGAUGUAGAGAAAGGUGCUCCAUGUGACCACCCUCAUCCAUCUGCAAAAUUUCAAAUCGAUGGACAGUGUGUUCAACUGCAGAUUAUAUCAGAAGCGUUAUAAUCUGCAGUUGAACACACUGUCCAUCGAUUUGAAAUUUUGCAGAUGAAUGACGGUGGUCACAUACAGCACCUUUCUCUACAUUUUCUUUAAGUCAUUCAACGUCGCAACAAGAUAUCGUCAUCAUUGCAGCUUGAAACAUCCACAGAAAACAUGAAAACAACUGCAAAAGUUUUUUACCCUAACCUGUUUUGCAUAAAGCCUCCUCUUCUACGCAAGCAUGCAAAUCUCGACAUUUUUUCCUAGAACUGACAGCUUUUUGCGGUUUUACAUUUUAUUACUCACAAUUCUUCUUCUUGAUUGUUAAUAUUGUUUCUGUAUUCCGUUUUGGUCGUUUAUUGUGUUAACUUUAAUGCUUUUCCGGAAAAGGUGCCCUCUAGUGGACAUUUUGGAACUUAAUUUUUUUUCCCCCGAAUUUCCGUGAGCGCAUCUCAUGUAUAGUCUAUACACCAAAUUAGUUUGCAAUCAGUUCAUCCGUUUGCGUUGUAGGAUGCUGUUUAUAGGGGAAGUUUAAUUAUAACCACCCUGUACAAUGUGUUUAAAUAUGUGUAUGUACUAUAAGAUUAUUGUAUGGUUUGUAAUGAAACGUUUUAGAAUUUAUAUAUAAAAACUAUGCAUAAAAUU
This is a messenger RNA of Argiope bruennichi, 4874 nucleotides long. RefSeq names its product acetyl-coenzyme A synthetase, cytoplasmic-like. Gene Ontology annotation, molecular function: AMP binding; acetyl-CoA synthetase activity. The coding region runs from base 407 to 2521 and encodes 704 amino acids. NCBI's taxonomy places the organism in Eukaryota, Metazoa, Arthropoda, Arachnida, Araneae, Araneidae. The transcript is spliced from 16 exons. The record is from RefSeq and is a predicted model, not a curated record.